Molecule: messenger RNA, 1554 nt
Organism: Miscanthus lutarioriparius
Lineage: Eukaryota; Viridiplantae; Streptophyta; Magnoliopsida; Poales; Poaceae
Source: the annotation of a GenBank genome assembly
AUGGCGAUGGCGAUGGCGACGGGGACGGCGGCGAGCUCGUUCCGUCGCGACGACACGCCCCGCGUGGCCGCCGCCCUGAUCCGCGUCCUCGCCGUCGCCAAGGUCGCCUUCUCGCUGGUGAACGCGCCGUGCCUCCGGUACAUGAACCAGGCAGCGCUCGGGCGGAGCUGCACGGGCACCUUCUGCGGCGACCUGCUGGUCGGGGCCAUGGCGCACUCGUGGAGGAUGCUCGUGCAGGGCCUCGCGUCGCUGAUGUUCUUCUGCGCCCACGCCGAUGAGUACGUCCGGCCGCCACCGAGCCCGCUCGUGCUGAUGGCGCACGACAAGCCGGCGUCCCAUCCUCAGCAGGUACACAUCUCAGUUGUAGGGGCGAACAACAUGCUUAUCUCAUGGGUCACCGACGACCGGAACGCGCCAUCCGUGGUGGAGUACGGGACAUCCCCGGGCAAGCACACGGCGUCGGCGACGGGCAACCACACCACGUACCACUACUUCUUCUACAAGUCCGGCGCCAUCCACCACGUCACCAUCGGCCCGCUGGAGCCCGUCACGACGUACUACUACCGGUGCGGCAGGGCCGGCGACGAGUUCAGCUUCCGGACUCCGCCGGCCACUCUGUGCCCAUCGAGUGACCUCGGUCAGACGGGGUGGACGGCGUCGACUACGACAUGCUCCUGCUCCCCGGCGACCUUCUCGUACGCGGACACGCAGCAGCCGCUGUGGGACUCGUUCGGGCGCCUGGUGCAAGCCGCUGGCGAGCGCGCGGCCGUGGAUGGUGACGGAGGGCAACCACGAGAUGGAGACCCUCCCCGUCGUGGAGUUGGCGCCGUUCGCCGCCUACAACGCGCGGUGGCGGAUGCCGCACGAGGAGAGCGGCUCGCGCUCCAACCUCUACUACUCCUUCGACGCGGCGGGCGGCGCCGCGCACGUCGUGAUGCUGGGGUCCUACGCGGCGUGACUACUGCCAGGUUCAUCGAGGACCACAUCCUGUCGGUGUUCCGGGAGGCGAGUUUUGGGCACGGCCGGCUGAGGAUCGUCAACGAGACAGCGCCGUCUGGACGUGGCACCGCAACGACGACGAGUACGCCACCGUCCGCGACGAGGAUACAUCGCCGUACACACCAGCACAUACACAUGUAUAUUGCUCGGACCUCGUCUGGCGAUAUGCUUCAAAUUUGGAGGGUCACGAGUUGCCCAAUUGAAGAUUCAGUAGAAACGCGCACAACUGAUAUUGAAAUGUUCAACGAGGUUGACUUUGACAAGAAAGAUAUUUUGUAUAUUGACACCUUGAAGGAUGAUGCUUUGUUCAUUGGGCAUAACUAUUCGUGCUGUCUGCCCCCAAACAAUCACCCUAGGCUACUGCCCAACCAUGUUUAUCUCACCGAUGAUGACGAUGAAUAUUCGCUGAUGGAUGAUGAUGGCCAAUAUUAUCGUCGAGAUGUUGGAAUGUAUAAUUUGGAGGAUAGCAGUGUGAUUGAGAUAGUCUCUCCACAGCCCUGGUUGCAAUUGGCCAAUUCCCGUAUGGAUAACACCAAGUUUUACCAAGAUCAAUAA